CAGAGCACUGCAGAGAUGGCAGCAGAACCAGAGUUUGAUUUGAGCUACAUCACAGAGAGGAUCAUUGCUGUAUCCUUCCACUCGACUUGUCCAGAGCAGACCUACCUGCGAAAUCUGCAGAACAUCACUCAGAUGUUGCAGUCCAAACAUGCAGACAAUUACCUGGUGGUCAACAUCUCGGAGCCCCGGGAAGAGCUCAGGCGAAUGAGCACCAGGGUCCUGGAUGUCGGCUGGCCUGAGCUCCGUGCCCCAUCCCUUCACUUACUGUGCUCGCUGUGUAAAAGCAUGGAAAACUGGCUGGACACCUGCAGCGAGCACGUACUGCUGCUUCACUGCAGGGGUAACAAAGACCGGAUAGGGGUGGUCAUAUCAUCCUACAUUCAACUUCCUAGUGUCUCUACCAGCGAAGAACAAGCACUAGACCGCUACACGAUGAAGAGAUUCUACAGCGAUAAGAUGGCUUCUCUCAUGACCCCGUCCCAGAAAAGGUAUGUGCAGAUGUUUGGCAGACUUCUGGCCCAUCAACUAAAGAUAAACUCCUCUCCUCUCCUUUUCCAUUGCGUCUGUCUACACCACGUCCCAAACCUCCAUCCCACAGUGUGCAGACUCUUUAUAAGGGUAUACCAAGGGAUGCAGCCAGUGUGCACAACAGGAGUACAUCAGGUCUCUGUAGGGAAGACGCACAAAGUUUAUUUUGCCCUGGAGCCUCCGCAGCUUCUCAAGGGUGAUGUCAUGAUCGUAUGCUAUUAUAAGAAUGCUGCAGAGGGGAGCCGAGAGCCCGUCUUUCGCCUGCAGUUUCACACAGGCACUCUCCAUGGACACCCUUCCUUGUUCUAUAAAAAGGACCUUGAUCAUGCAAACAAAGAUCCCAGGUUUCCUGAGAACGGCAUGGUGGAGGUAGUGUUUUCAGAAACCAUGACGAAUAUUCCAGUUUUUCCUAAAGGUGGUACCGGCUGGAAGAACAACUCCGCUGUUGUCAUUGACUACGACACCCUGGAUCCUCUAGUCUACUGGGACUCUUAUGAGAACCUUACAACAGGAGAUCAGCCAAGCGCCGUCUCUGUGAGCAGCGACUCCGACCUCUCGAGUAACUUGCAGUGGACCAGAGGACUAGACGCCAGCCACAGCCUCAAGGAGCUUCCUCACACCCAGAGACCCGUCGCUGGGCACAACAUGGAGGACGAGCAGCCACCGCUGGGACUCGUGAGAGCCGAAUCUCUGGUUGCUGGUGAUGGCGACACCCGUUGUUCAGAGGCCACUUUUCAUUUCAAUGGCAAAACGGCGAGCCCAGAGCGGGAAACCGAUAUUCUAGAUGAUGAAGAUGGCCACGUCCCUAGAGACACAGCUGCUCCAGGGCCAGGCUCGAAAGAAACAGAUCAGGAAGUUCUUGCUUUGUCAUCACUGGCUUGUAAGGAGAGCUGUCCGUGUUCUGUGAUCCAAGCAGAGCGCAUAGGAGAAAGGGAAAGCGCAGUCUUCGGCAGAGGAAACCACGGAAUGAACUCUACGCGGUUUCUCAUGCACAGCUCAGUGGUGAGUGGGAUUCAGACAGACAUGUGGGUGAAGCAGCAACAGCUGGUCUCUGCCAGUUCGCAUAGGUGCACCCCGUCGGACGGGCUAGACCAGAGGGUGGAGGCGGAGCUUGAAAGUGGGAGGAGCAACUCCACAUUACCUGCCAGUUGCUCUCCAGAUGCCAAGUUGGAGGCAGAGAAAGAUGACGAGUUUGCCUCCCUAGCCCUGGAUAUUGACCAAUCAAUUGAGCAGCUGAACCAACUGAUCCUAGACCUGGAUCCUGAAUUUGAACCAGUGCCCACACGGGCAAGGAAUCACAUGACCCGUUCGGCCUCUCUACACACCAAUGGAAUUGGACACUCAGCUGGCCAAGCUAAAUUCAUGCAUUCAGGCUGGAGGCAAAGGCAGAUCAGUGACGUCACGAACCAGUCUGCACUCAGGCGUCCUGCUGCUGAUCUGUUGCAGCCGUUACCUAAAUGUACUGUGUGUACAGCACCCAAGUGUGGGAGUCUGUAUAGAAGUGACUCCAUAGACUAUGGGGAAUUUGCUUCUGAGACUGUCAGACCUUUGUGUGUGGACCUCCAACCUCCACCAACACCUACAUUUCCAGUGUCCCCUCCUACACCUUACGUGAAGAGCGUGUAUGACUUUUCCCUUGUGAACCACAGUCCUGCAUCCUGUGUGCUUCCUGCACACUCAAGGCCAGAGCAUGAUUCCCGGGGGUAUGUGGACAGUAUGACGCAUGCUCCAGUGUCAUCAGACGGAGAUCUCUUCCACUCAGAAGUCACAUCAAGUCCCGCCUCCUGUCAGACAUCGUUUGGGUCCAUGCGUUCCAUGCACACACCCAGCCCCCUCCCAGCCUCUGACGGCACCACUGCAGCUCACCGCUGGCUGGAGAGUGGCUCCAAUGCGCCCCUGAGCCACUACACACCUCAGCCUUCCCCUCCGCUCUCCCUGUCUGCUCCCAAUGCGCACAGCUCCCCACGGGGCCUCCCCCGUGGACUCUCCUCCUCCGUGGGUGUUGGGAGCCUGGAGCGUAGCCUGUUGGAGGCUAUGGAGGGCCUGGAGUCUCUGGGCUUGGAUGGCACCCAGCCACCACUUCUACCCCAGAAGAGGAGAGAGCUGGAUGGGGAAGAACACUUCCCGAACUCCCCACUUCGCGUGAGUGGAGCUGGCAGGAACAGUGGGUCACCCAGAGGAUCAACACCAAGCCCAGAUCAGCCAUUGUCCAAUAAGCCCGACAAUGCGAAGUUUGUCCAAGACACAUCAAAGUUCUGGUAUAAACCAGACAUCUCCAGGGAACAAGCUAUUGCGGUACUGAAGGAUAAAGAGCCCGGCUCCUUCAUCGUCAGAGACAGCCACUCCUUCAGAGGAGCAUACGGAUUGGCCAUGAAGGUGGCCACGCCCCCGCCCUCCAUUAUACAGCAGAGCAAGAAAGCAGGGGAUCUGACCAGUGAGCUUGUGCGUCACUUCCUGAUUGAAUGCACACAGAAAGGAGUGAGACUGAAGGGUUGUCCCAAUGAACCCUACUUUGGGAGUCUGACAGCUCUUGUGUGCCAGCAUUCCAUCACAUCCCUGGCUUUGCCCUGCCGACUCAACAUCCCAAGCAGAGAUCCGUUGGAGGAGUUGAAUGAGUCUCAGGGACAGACUUCUACAAACUCAGCAGCCGAGCUACUGAAACAAGGAGCAGCGUGUAAUGUGUGGUUCCUGGGCAGUGUGGAACUGGAGUCUCUAACAGGGGUGCAGGCCGUUCAGAAAGCCACCACAGUGCUACUCGGCCAGGACCCUCCGGUCACCUCCACCAUCGUCCACUUCAAAGUGUCUGCACAGGGCAUUACGCUUACAGACAAUCAGAGGAAGUUGUUCUUCAGGAGGCACUAUGCUGUCAACACUGUUAUAUUUUGUGCACUGGACCCUCAAGCCAGAAAAUGGACAAGAGAUGGGUGCUUGGCUGCAAAGAUCUUUGGCUUCGUAGCGAGGAAGAGUGGAAGUGGCACAGAAAACAUGUGUCACCUGUUCGCAGAGCACGACCCUGAGCAGCCUGCCAGCGCUAUCGUCAACUUCGUCUCCAAGGUGAUGAUCGGUUCUCAAAAGGCCAAGUAGUGCCAACCCUCACCAUGCUCAACCAUCCUCGUACGCCCCACCGGCUGUCCAGCGCUCCUCUCCAAACCUGCACGCACGGCUAGAGCUUUUCUUGGAAGUCCGCCAGUUUUCCUCUGUGUAAAUUUCUUGAGUUUAUGGCUGGUUGUCACUGGUCUAAAUAAACAUUUUAUAUCCACAUAAAAGAAAGCCAAACUACUGAGGCGUGUGAAGACUGUUAAAAACUACAAAGACUGACAGUGUUGGCCUGCUCUCAUCCUUCAAUGGAACACAUUCUGUAGAGUUAAGUGAGCAUAGGCACCGGAUGCUGAUGUUGUGGUCUUGAGCUCACGGCCAGCGGCUGCAUGUCAUUACACGUCCCGGCCACCAGAGGGGGCCCAGCAUCUCUGCUUAAAAUAACUUUAACUGACCAACUCUGUCUAAUGCAUAAAGAGACUCAGCCGACCGUUAUGGUCCCCAGUAAUUCCUCAGUCUGAAGGCCUUGUUCAGCACGUCUCUGCUCCUCAGGGCCUCCCCACCACUCCACUGCUAACUUCAGUUACCUACAGCUGGGCUUCUAUUAGGCAAAGUUGUCUUAUUAAAACAGCGUGCUUUUAAUAAGUAGCAGUUAAUGAGAGAACACAGUGACUGAACUGUUAAAAAAUAAUGAAAGUCAGUGUGUUUUCAGAAAGGUAGAGCUACCUUUUUAAAUUGAAUAAUUUGGUUACACUCAAUUUAAAGUAGGUUAGCUAUCAGAAAGCAGAGAGAAAUGGAGUGUUUGUGUGUGUGCUAGAGGGGGAGAGAGCGAGAACACAAAGGGACCUUUUUGUUCAGAGCAAAUUGAAGUUGAUGUCACAUCCGAGUCACAUUUCUCCGUAGCUCCGAACAAAGUGCCUGAAGUCAUGCCUGUUUCAACGGGACAGUACCUCCGUAUUGUAGCAAACUGGAGUGCAGCUGCAGCUUUGCAUACUGAAUUGCAUAUUUACCAUUAACAUUGAAUUACAUUCUUGGACAGGUUUAACCAUUUGUUUUUACAAAUCAUGAGCAAUACCUUGCAGCAUAUGUUUGUUUAUUUUUUAGUUGUGUAUAUAUAUAUAAAGCUUAUACUUGGUGUAUGCUUAUUUUAUAUUUUAUUAUUUUAUAUUCAUCAGUGUUCUUAUUAAACAUAACAGCAGAAAUGUAAAGAAACUUGCCAGGGAGCAUUUAAAUUUGAUUACUAAAAUAACUUGUCCAUCUGUCAGUGUUCAAAAAAAUCCUCAAAGACCAUAACUAUCCAUAACAUGUCAGAUCAGACUUUGCAGUAUUUCCUCUAUGUCACAUAAGAAGAAAGUAAUGUGUAGAAUGAAAUUGCUCUGUGUAAUUGCCCGAAACAGCGCUUAACACAUAUAUUUAUUCUGUAAAUAAACUUUAGAGAAAACGUAAUGUAGAGUGGAUCCAGUUUUAUUUUGUGUGUAUAUUUGUAUAUGUAUAUGGUGUUUUUACACAUUACAUCUGGGAUUUACUAACAGAUUUGUUUGUGUGAUGGUGUCUUUUGUCCAUUUCUGACAAGGCUGUCAUUGGAUCCCUCUGUACAUUCCAUUUGACAUGUAUAUUACUGUUACUACAAGUUAAAACAAAUAAAUAUGAUACAAACAAAA
Electrophorus electricus (electric eel) is the source of this 5225-nucleotide messenger RNA. RefSeq names its product tensin 3, tandem duplicate 2 (gene tns3.2). NCBI's taxonomy places the organism in Eukaryota, Metazoa, Chordata, Actinopteri, Gymnotiformes, Gymnotidae. Gene Ontology annotation, molecular function: protein binding. Gene Ontology annotation, cellular component: focal adhesion. The record is from RefSeq and is a predicted model, not a curated record.